GUGUGCAGCCUCAGGGAUUAAGGAGUCAGAUAACUUAUGUAAAGAUUCACCUCCUUCUCUUUUAGUAAAGAAAUCUUGCUGUUAACACAGUCAGAGUCUGUUCCCCGGGAGAACUGAGGACUGAAAAGCGCCAGGAUUGCAGACCAUGAAGAUCAGGCUAAUGCUAGUGUUACUUCUACUAGUUAACAUCAGUAUUGGACUGGCUCAAGACGAACACAGCACAGCUGCAAAAGGAAGGGGCAAAAAAGGAAGAGGUCAAAAGGGAAAAGGACAAAAGCGAGGUAAAAGCAGACAGAUGAAGCAGUCUAUUCAACAUGGACAAGCUGAUGCAAUUAUCAUGGAGGAAAAGUUGCCAGUUCUGAUGGGCUCCUUUAAGAAUUUUAAUGGUCUGGAGUCCUUUUACGAAUCCUUACCAGUUCAUGACAGCCCUGAAACUUCUGGUGAUUUCUCAGAAUCCAAAGGGCCAAAUGCAAUUGAGCCAGUGCCUACUGCUACUCACAGUUGGCUUCAUAUUAACCAAGGAUGGGAGCAGGAUAAUGACAAACUAUCCAAGAAAGAUACAGAUCGGAAGAAACGGAGGAAGGAGAAGAAAACAGAAAAAGAGAAAAGGAAACAGCUACUUGAAGCCAGGAUGGAGAAAGAAGAGGAUAACAUAAGUGAGACUAAGCAGGAAGUGUAUGAAAAGAGCACAGAGGAGUUAGAAGAGCAUGAGAAAUGGAGAGAAGAACAGGAAGAAAGGAGAGAAGAGGAUGAUGAGAGAAAUAGAGAACAGGAGGAAGAGAGGUUGAAAAUGGAAGAAGAGAGAAAAAAAGAGCAGGAUGAACAACAAAAAGAAAUGGAUGAAAAAAGAACGGAAGUGGACGAGGAGGAAGAUCAGCACAGAGAGCAGGAAGACACAAGGCAAGGGGAGAAACAACAUGAACAGGAAGUUGUAUUUGAAGAGGAAGAAGAUGAUGAAUUAAGAGGGGAUGUUUUCAGAAUGCCAAGGCUGCCACACACUACUCCACACCAUCCUUCAUCUCUUCCACCUGCUUGUGUUGCCUCUGAUAUUACUCUCAGCUGUAACAAUGCAAAGCUCUCCAGUAUUCCACCACUUAUGGACCCUGAACUAAAGAGUCUGAGUCUUGAAGGAAACUCAAUCACUUCAAUUCCUGCAGCUGCAUUCAAUGGGAUUCCAAAUCUGGAAUGGAUUGAUCUUAGCAAAAACAAGCUUACAUCUGCUGAAAUUCACCCAGAUGCCUUUACUAAACUGAAAAAGUUAAAACGUCUCUACAUGGAUGGAAACCUCCUGGUGCAUGUUCCCCUUCAGCUGCCAUCUACAUUAGAAGAGCUUAAAAUAAAUGAGAACAUUCUCCAAAAUAUUGAUGAAGACUCUUUUCAAGAUUUGAAUAGUCUGGUGACUCUGGAGCUAGAAGGAAACAUACUGAGUGAAGCAAAUAUUAGCCCAUUUGCCUUCAAGCCUCUGAAGAACCUCUUGUAUUUGCGACUAGGCAGAAAUCACUUCAGGACUAUUCCUCAAGGACUGCCUCCAUCACUGGAGGAAGUGUAUCUUGAAAACAACUUAAUUGAGGAAAUUUCAGAAGCUGCAUUUAACUGCACCAGACACCUAAAUGUUAUUGUACUAAGGCACAACAAAAUAGAUGAAUCUCGAAUUGCACCACUGGCAUGGAUUAAUCACAUGAACCUGGAAUCGAUUGACCUUUCCUACAACAAGCUAUUUCUAGUGCCUUCAUUUCUGCCAAAGUCCCUAGUGCAUCUUGUUCUGGUGGGAAAUCAGAUUGAAAGAAUCCCAGGAUAUGUAUUUGGCCACAUGGAGCCAGGCCUCGAAUAUUUGUAUCUCUCCUUCAACAACCUUCAAGAUGAGGGGAUUGACCCAGUUUCUUUCUUUGGUGCAUAUCACUCCCUCAUUGAACUCUUCUUGGAUCACAACCAUCUUAAUUCUGUACCGCAAGGAAUCACUGAGAUGAAGGUGCUGCACUUCUUGAGGCUGAAUGAUAACAAAAUAAGGAAUUUAACCCCGGAAUCCAUAUGCAAUGAAUUUACUGAUGAAGAUCUGAACAUUGUGACCCUGCGUAUUGAAAACAACUUUAUUGAUACUAGAAAAAUUUCAUCAACAGAAUUUUCUUGCAUAAGGUCUUAUUCCAACAUUGUUCUAAAACCACAAAAGUUUAAGUAGUGACUUGCUUGUAAUCCACCAGCAUUGUGGUUAUCAUAUUUUUCUGUUACAUUCAUCAUGUGUGGUAAAGCAGUUUAAAUGCAAACAUUUUGACUGCAAACAGUAUGAAUAUACUCAAGAAAGAGUAGACCCCAUUAACUAUUUACAAUAAGAGCCAAAAAGAAAAGCCAAAUAAAUUAUAUCAAGUGAAAAAAGAGAUAUACUACUAGCGAAGUUCAAAGUGUUUUGGUAUACAAAUAGGCAAAAUGUGAUACAUUUUGCUUAAAACCCCCCAGGAACCACAGAAACGUUUAAAAUGCCUGAAAUUCAGUCUAUAUGGCUUUGUGGUUUGUCAAAAGUUAUCCUCCCAUUCAUUAACACAUCUGUAGAAAUAGAUUCCCCUAUCAGAUGCAGAACUCAAAAGAGUGUUUUAGAUGAAAACAUUCUUGUACAUUUUGCUAAGCCUGUUUAAUGACAUUACUCCUUAAUACCAUUAUAUAACAAUAUGGAAUUAUAAAAAUUCAAACAUAUUAUUAACUACCAAAGCACUGGAGACAAAUAAGGAGCUGGAAUGAGCUAGGACUACACUGCUAAUACAGCAAAUGGUAAAGUCUACCGAGGCAAAAGAGACACUGGAGUGCUGUUAGAGUUUCUGCUUUUAGUUUAGGCAGUCAUUGUAUGUUUUAUGUUAAAUUAUAAUCACUUUGGAAUGCAAAAAUAAAAUCAGUAUGCCUAUUAA
Molecule: messenger RNA, 2894 nt
Organism: Erpetoichthys calabaricus (reedfish)
Lineage: Eukaryota; Metazoa; Chordata; Cladistia; Polypteriformes; Polypteridae
Gene: ecm2
Product: extracellular matrix protein 2, female organ and adipocyte specific
Exons: 10
Coding region: 146-2176 (676 amino acids)
Biological process (GO): positive regulation of cell-substrate adhesion; extracellular matrix organization
Cellular component (GO): extracellular matrix
Molecular function (GO): protein binding; heparin binding; collagen V binding
Source: RefSeq, a predicted model, not a curated record